Larimichthys crocea (large yellow croaker) is the source of this 3100-nucleotide messenger RNA. RefSeq names its product WSC domain containing 1b (gene wscd1b). The transcript is spliced from 10 exons. The coding region runs from base 685 to 2424 and encodes 579 amino acids. Gene Ontology annotation, molecular function: sulfotransferase activity. Lineage: Eukaryota; Metazoa; Chordata; Actinopteri; Sciaenidae. The record is from RefSeq and is a predicted model, not a curated record.
AGCGCGCAUGUUGCUCGGGUGUUUAUUAAGUGAAUUAUCCAUGGUGAUAAGAGGCUCGGUGUCGGAGGACAUGUUACUGUAUAUAAAAAGGUGUUCGGUACCAACACACACCCCGCCGGUGCAAGCCGUGGACCGCUUGGACACGUUUCCUCCCGUUUGCACGGUGGAGGAGCUGUGACGCGUUUAGAUCACCAAUGCAAAUGAGACUUACUACCCCUUCCUCCUCCCUCCUCCUCCUCCCCAUCACCUCCUCUCUCCCUCUCUCCUUCCCUCGCUCACACACACACCAACACACACACAUACUGUCUGUGCUUUAUAUCGCCGUGCCAGCCUUUCAGAGCGACGGGAGAGCAGCACUGGCUGGCAGAAAGAGAGAGAGAGAGAGAGAGAGGGAAGGAGAGAGAGAGAGCUUAUAUAACACCAGCUCUGGGAAAUGCUGGAGAGCCGAGGAGACCUUCACUGGACACUAAGCGGGGGAAACGGCUCGGAUCAUCACGGCCGUGGAUUGAUAAGUGUUCGCGCAACACAAGGAUGCCGUGCGUACCACUCCACUGCUGAAGCCUCUCCCCAAGGAUCAUCCUGGAGUCAGCGGCCACAGCCUUGGAUAUUAAAUCCCUCUGUUGUGACACAUCCAUUGUUCCACUGCUGCUAUUGGACUCUGUGGCGAGGAAGGACCAAGACACAAUGUCUACAGCGCUGCCAGAUGCUGCAGGUCUUUCCAAGAUUAUGAAGUUACUGCACUGCCUCUUGAAGCGGGCUCAGAUGCUGCUGCUCUGCCUGGGCAUCGCCUAUCUGAUGGCAGGCAGCAUCCUGCUCCUGCAGCGCUCCAGCAUCAGAGUAGCUCAGCCAAACAUCGCCAGCCUGCCGCCACUGCUGUCUCUCGCAGCGCCUCCCACGGCCCUCAGGACUACCAGUCUGGGCGUGAGGGCACGUUCCAGAUGGGCUGCCAUUCAGCCUGUGUCUGGAGGGGGAGCCAAGGCAGGACGACACUGGCCCACAUCCCAAAGCCUGGGGGUCCAACACUUGCAUCGCCACUGGUUUCACAGUCUGCUGCCAGAGAGUCCAGAGCAGAGAGCCCCUCUCCACAGGAGCAGCCGACAUAAAGGGACCUACAUCGGUUGCUUUCUGCACAACGCCAGCGAUCGAGCCCUGGGAGGAACUAUGCUUUAUGACCUGCGCAAAAUGACCAGUUCUCUGUGUCAAGACACCUGCUCAGAAAGUGGGUACCAGUUUGCAGGUCUGGAGUAUGGAGCUGAAUGCCACUGUGGGAACCGGAUCAGUAGCCCACGAGCUCCUGAGGAGGAUUGUAGUCUGGUGUGUCGGGGUGAGAGGGGGUCUCCCUGUGGCGGAGUGGGCCGACUCUCCAUUUACAAGGUGGAGGAGCAGCUGCCGGGACACAGAAAAUUCAGAAACGUUCACUACCGCGGUUGCUUCAAGUUGCCGAAGAGCACCAUCAGCACCUUCCCCAUCUCCUCCCUUCAGCCCAACCUAACCACGCAGUCCUGCAUCGAGACCUGCACAGAUAAGGAGCUCCCACUGGCUGUGUUCAAGAAACCCCACUGUUUCUGUACGUGGACGUCCUCGCUUUUCAAUCUCAACCAGCAGUCUGACAACCAGCAUUGCGCGGGGAACUACACCGGCACCUCCGCGCCGACAGCAUCCACCGAGCACGAACACUUCCAGGUGUAUCACACGCCUGUGCUUGACUCCAGGUGCAAAGAGAGGAUGUUUCUGCCUCAGAGAUCCAGCUCCCUUGUGGCUCUUUCUAGUUUUCCUGGUGCGGGGAACACCUGGGUACGGCACCUGAUCGAGCUCGUGACUGGCUACUACACUGGCAGCUUCUAUUUCGACGGCACGCUCUACAACAGAGGUUUCAAAGGAGAGAAGGACUACUGGAAGAGUGGCCGCAGCGUAUGCGUGAAGACUCAUGAGAGCGGUCAGAAGGAGAUUGAGAUGUUCGAUUCUGCCAUCCUGCUGAUAAGAAACCCUUACCGCUCUCUCAUGGCCGAAUUCAACCGCAAGUGUGCCGGACAUCUAGGACACGCCACAGACGCGCAGUGGAAAAGCAAAGAAUGGCCAGAAUUUGUCUCCAGCUACGCCCCCUGGUGGGCAUCCCACGCUCUGAGCUGGCUGAAGUUCGGACGCCGCCUGCUGGUGGUGCACUACGAGGAGCUGCAGCGGGCUCUCCUCCCGCAGCUGCGUCUCAUCGCUGCCUUCCUGAACGUCACUCUGACCGAGGAGAGGCUGCUCUGCGCCCAGAGCAACCAGGACGGACAUUUCAAACGCUCGGGGCCGCAGCGGCCCCCCUUUGAGCCGUUCACCGCUGACAUGAGACAGAUGAUUGACCCCUUCAUUCACACCGUUGACCAGGCACUGCAGAGCAGGAACUUUAGCAGGCUUCCACGAGAAUACCUCCCCAGAUGAUGAUCUGAAAAGUCAUACGUGCGGUCUUUUAACUGACUGGUCCUGCAGGGGAUUGUAGAGAGAAGUGCUCUGUGGGGGAACAGACACGAGCUGGUUGUCGUCAAGUGGACUGUCUGACUCUGUGUUAAGCCAGACGCUCUGUAAUUGGCUGUAGGGUCAUGGAAACACACCGUUUGUCACAGGAGAAAACACAACAGCUCGAUGUGAAAUCCAAUGGUGAACAGCGAUGACAGGGACCGCCUCUGUCAGAGCCACAAAUAUGACAAAUGCUCAGCAAGGAUUUGACUUGAUGUGUUGGCCUGCAGAGAUGGGAUUAUCUAAGUGCCCAAAUAUGAGCGUGUAAAUCCAGAACGGACUCAUUUCGGCUCGACGAGGGUUUUCUGUGGCUUUAUAAUUUCACUUUAGUACAUAUAUUGUGUUUUUAGCAUACAGUGAACCCAUUUAAAAAAAAGUUACAAGUCAUACUAACCUAGAUGACAUCACCCAGAUUAUACUGUGGAGAUCCAGAUUUGCAGUCAUGAUGGAUAAAAGCCUCGAAGCUGCGGCAUGCGGCUCUGAAGGCUCUUUAUAUGAACUCAGAAAUAUUGUUUUGUGCUUUCCGCUUCAAACUGUAAAUGAACUCCAGCCGUUUCUAUGAAUUUUAUUUCAUUAAAUGCAUUCAGUUGUUUACGCAUUA